Messenger RNA from Hippocampus zosterae (dwarf seahorse), 1975 nucleotides. It is a transcript of the gene eif4a2, whose product is annotated as eukaryotic translation initiation factor 4A, isoform 2. Lineage: Eukaryota; Metazoa; Chordata; Actinopteri; Syngnathiformes; Syngnathidae. The transcript has 11 exons. The record is from RefSeq and is a predicted model, not a curated record. Gene Ontology annotation, molecular function: RNA helicase activity; ATP binding; translation initiation factor activity. Gene Ontology annotation, cellular component: cytoplasmic stress granule. Gene Ontology annotation, biological process: cytoplasmic translational initiation. The coding region runs from base 137 to 1360 and encodes 407 amino acids.
AUCCACACAAGAUAAACAGUAUUCCCGACGACAGCGAGUACUGAGUUCAAACGGCGAAAGUAGUUCGGCCGCAUAAAGGGAGUUGACGUCGCCAUCAGCGAUCUUUCCAGUCGCAUGCCGAGCUUGGAUACGUAUCAUGUCUAACGAUUGUGCUGAUUACAACAGCGACCAUGCGGGGCCAGAUGGAAUGGAGCCAGAUGGUGUCAUUGAGAGCAACUGGAAUGACAUUACGGACAACUUUGAUGAUAUGAACCUGAAGGAGACUCUUCUCCGGGGAAUUUAUGCAUACGGUUUUGAGAAGCCUUCGGCCAUUCAACAGAGGGCUAUAAUCCCUUGCAUUAAAGGCUAUGAUGUCAUUGCCCAAGCCCAGUCAGGCACUGGCAAGACGGCCACAUUUGCCAUCUCUAUCUUGCAGCAGCUGGACAUAGAGCAGAAGGAGACUCAGGCUCUGGUGUUGGCUCCAACCAGAGAGCUGGCUCAGCAGAUUCAGAAAGUCAUUCUGGCCCUCGGUGACUACAUGGGGGCAACUUGCCACGCCUGCAUCGGAGGGACCAAUCUGCGCAGUGAGAUCCAGAAGCUUCAAGCCGAGGCCCCACACAUAGUUGUGGGCACACCGGGUCGAGUGUAUGACAUGCUCAACAGGAGACAUCUGUCACCAAAAUGGAUUAAGAUGUUUGUUCUGGAUGAAGCUGAUGAGAUGUUGAGUCGAGGUUUCAAAGAUCAAAUCUAUGAGAUCUUCCAGAAAUUGAGUACGAACAUUCAGGUUGUCCUGCUCUCGGCCACCAUGCCUACAGAUGUGCUGGAGGUGACCAAGAAGUUCAUGCGGGACCCCAUCCGCAUCUUGGUGAAGAAAGAAGAGCUUACCCUUGAGGGUAUUAAGCAGUUCUACAUAAAUGUUGAGCGGGAGGAGUGGAAAUUGGACACCCUGUGUGACCUCUAUGAGACUCUGACCAUCACCCAGGCUGUGAUCUUCCUCAACACUAGAAGAAAAGUGGACUGGCUCACAGAGAAAAUGCACGCUAGGGACUUCACCGUUUCUGCUCUGCAUGGCGAUAUGGACCAGAAGGAGCGUGAUGUCAUUAUGAGGGAGUUCAGGUCUGGCUCAAGCAGAGUGUUGAUCACUACUGAUCUGCUGGCUCGUGGAAUCGACGUACAGCAAGUGUCCCUGGUCAUCAACUAUGACCUUCCUACAAACCGAGAGAACUACAUUCAUAGAAUUGGCCGUGGUGGCCGCUUUGGCAGAAAGGGAGUCGCCAUUAACUUCGUCACCGAAGAGGACAAGAGGAUUCUGCGCGACAUUGAGACAUUUUACAACACAACGGUGGAGGAGAUGCCCAUGAAUGUGGCAGACCUCAUUUGAGCGUUUUGGGUUUUCCUUUCUAAAAAGGCAGAGAUAGGUCGGGGAGGAAAAAAUUAAAUAAAACAAACCACCGUAUUGAUGCUAAACCUUGGAUCUAAAUACUUUUGCGAGGUGAUUUCUAUGGUAGUCCCACUCGGGCCAUUGUAGGCUUCGUACCCUGCACGGUUUUGGCUGGUUGGAGCUACAAAGCCAUGGGGUCUGUUAUCGUGGUCCUUUUCAGGCAUUUCUUUCCAUGUUCUAUUAUAAUGCGUAUAUUUGAUGUGCUCCACCAUUUAGUAACCUUCUUGUGGACUAAAAGGUACAAGUGCUGUAUAAAGUCUGCAAAUUCUGUUAUGCUAACAUGUGCGAUGUGUUGUGGGCCUGCUUACUUAGAGGCACUUGUCACGGUAUUAUAUAAUAUAGUAGAUUUGUAUUUGCUUUUUUGUGAAUGUUUAUUUAAAUGUAUCAUGUUUUCAUCCAACUCGCCGUCAGAAUUUCUCGGCUAGGCCAUAGUUUGCUGGUGUUUUACUCACAAUAGGGUAUAUUAGCAUUUAGUGACAUGCACACCUCCCCCCUGCACUACUUUUCAGAUCUCUCAAAUUAUAAGAAUGUCUUAAUAAAUGAAAGUUGCUGUAA